CCUGGUUCUGGUCCUGGUUCUAGUUCUGGUCCUGGUUCUGCAGCAUGUCGGUGUUUCACGACGAGGUGGAGAUCGAGGAUUUCGAGUACGACGAGGACGAGGAGACGUAUUAUUUCCCGUGUCCCUGCGGAGACAGAUUCGCUAUUACUAAGGAGGACCUGGAGAACGGGGAGGAAGUGGCUACCUGUCCCAGCUGCUCCCUCAUCGUUAGAGUCAUCUAUGAUCAGGAACUCUUCAUGUCAGGAGAGAUGGUUGAGGCCCCGCCUUCAUCAGAACCAAAGCUGCAGGUUCUGAACCAGUCCUGACCCGGUCCUGGUCCU
Messenger RNA from Cololabis saira (Pacific saury), 320 nucleotides. It is a transcript of the gene dph3, whose product is annotated as diphthamide biosynthesis 3. Gene Ontology annotation, molecular function: metal ion binding. Lineage: Eukaryota; Metazoa; Chordata; Actinopteri; Beloniformes; Belonidae. Bases 45 to 305 code for a protein of 86 amino acids. Gene Ontology annotation, biological process: protein histidyl modification to diphthamide. The record is from RefSeq and is a predicted model, not a curated record. The transcript is spliced from 3 exons.